AAAAAAAAAAAGUUUUUACUGUAGAGAAAAGAAGGAUCUGAAAAUGGAAACAACUUGAAAAUACAGGCAUUUUUGCAUGAGAGAUUCUUUGCUUUCAUCAAAAGCUGGAUUCCCUGAAUUGUGUGCCAGCCCCUGGAGGAGUCAUGGUUAAAGGCACCGUUAGACUUUCUUGAUCUCCAAUCUUUUUAUUCCAAUCAACAGCCAAUGGAUCUUGUCUUAUUUAAAAUCAAACAGUUCCCACGGGAAAAAAGGCAGGAGAAUCAGACAAGAGUUGGUUGCAGAGAUUUUGCAUAAUCAAAAAGUUAAUUGAGCAAAGGAGGUAAGUACCUCCAAUUCCAAUGAAAAAGCUUUCAGUUAAUUAAUAAUAUUGUUGUCAAAAUUCUGUUACAGAAUUCUCUCAUUUAUGGCUUCAAAAUGCUUGAAGAAUUUCCUGAACUUUACCAUGUAAAAAUUGGAAACACUUUUUUUUUUUAAUCCUGUCUGGUUGAAGGGCUUUGGUUUCAUUUACAAACUGAAAUUCUAAAACUAUGUACCGCUAUUAAAAACCAAUCACGCCGAAAUUCAAGGAAAGGCUAAAACAUAGACGAGGAACGCAGAAGCAGUGCCGGAGGAAGAAGAGCAUAGUCUUUCAAAGGAGGUACAAAUUUAUGUAUUUUACAGUAUUAGAACCUACUUAUAUUGAAACAUCAUAUACCUAGUAAGAAUUGUACAUUGAAAGAACAUCACAGAGGAGAAACCAAUGCUACGAAAAACCGUCUUUGAAUAACGUCGAACUUGAAAGGAUAAUCCCAUGUAAUGAUAAUCAUGAAGCGAACGUGUUUCAAUUGCUAGCUUUUGCAGAUAACAAGGUUCAGAUCUGGUUCCAAAAGCAGUCUUCCUGGCAAAUGAACAAGGAGUAUGACACUGAAUUUGCUGUUGGAGUGGCAGCUGCUGCAUGUGCCAUCAACUCAAUUGAAGAAGAUGAAGCACAAUAUAGGAUCAAGAUAGAGAGAUCAAGAAAAGACACCACAACCAGAUUGCAAAAGUCUGAUAGAGUAACUAAGCGAUACUCUAGCAAGGAAACGGAAACUGCAGGUGAAACUUCCAGCAGAAAGUCAAUGGAACAGGAUUAUAGGAGGCAAGAGAGCACUUUACCAACAACCAAACCUCGUCGUUCAUCAGCUGCUAGGCCUAUGACAAAGGAAGCUGAAGACCAAAGGAUGAAGGGAACUUAUUCCCCACUCAAUGUUCUGGAGACAAAAGCUGAUGCUUGGGAGAAAGCUCAGUUGGAAAAAGUUAACAAACGGUAUGAGAAUGCGAAAGCAUCAAUUCUUGUGUGGGAGAACGAAAAAAAGCUUCGAGCCAAAGUUAAGAUGGACAGGAGAAAGAAAGAAUUGGAGCAGAGAAUAAAAAGGACCGAACUACUUUACCAGUCGAAGAUAGCAAGAAUUGAUCAUAUUGCUGGUGGAGCAAGAGGACAGGCAGAUGAGAAAAGAAGAAAUGAGGAAUUGAAGAUCAAAGAAAAAGCAAGGAAAAUAAGAGCCUCAGGAGAGGUUCCUGUUACAUGUUUCUGCUUCUGAAUGACAUGAAAAUCUAAAGACAUUUGAAUCAGGAACAAGAUCUACUCUUUUAAGUCAGAUAAAAUGCAUUUAGAAAUCCAAAAUGUUAAUCAUGUGUGAGAACAUGAAAUGUCUACAAUAUUUCUAUGUAUUUGCCAGUCCAUCUAAAAUGUAAUACAUUCUGAGAACUGUACACAAUUGUAUAUAGUGAAAAUGUUAAAUACAGUUAAAAACCAGA
Molecule: messenger RNA, 1776 nt
Organism: Durio zibethinus
Lineage: Eukaryota; Viridiplantae; Streptophyta; Magnoliopsida; Malvales; Malvaceae
Source: RefSeq, a predicted model, not a curated record